Diachasmimorpha longicaudata is the source of this 3648-nucleotide messenger RNA. RefSeq names its product glutamate receptor ionotropic, kainate 2-like. The record is from RefSeq and is a predicted model, not a curated record. The transcript is spliced from 15 exons. Gene Ontology annotation, molecular function: glutamate receptor activity; transmitter-gated monoatomic ion channel activity involved in regulation of postsynaptic membrane potential. Lineage: Eukaryota; Metazoa; Arthropoda; Insecta; Hymenoptera; Braconidae. Gene Ontology annotation, biological process: modulation of chemical synaptic transmission; synaptic transmission, glutamatergic; monoatomic ion transport. Gene Ontology annotation, cellular component: plasma membrane; postsynaptic density membrane. The coding region runs from base 176 to 2905 and encodes 909 amino acids.
ACACCUCUUGAAGCAUUUAUUGCUGAAUUAAAAUUCGCCGUGAACGUGACCACCUCGAAAAAGCCCGUGAAUAUAUCGAAAUCAGGCCAGAGCAGUCGUAAUUCAGGGAGAGGAUCAUCUCUGGAGCUCAAUAUUUUGGGUAUAUCCGUGAUUUUUAUAUGAAUUGAAUCAAGAGAUGACUUUAUCGAUGUUGAGUGCAUUUUUACUGGUGAUUGUCAUUUCAACGGGAUCUGCUGCACCAAGAUCUGUAAAAAUUGGAGCAAUCUUCCAUGAAGAAGAACAUGCCAACUACUUGGCCUUUAACAGAGCUCUCAAUGAAGUUGAGAGAGACAUUCUUCUAGCGAGCUAUCGACUUGAACCGAUUAUCAUAUGGGUAAAUCGCAGCACAGAUAGCUUCAAGACAUAUCUUGCUGCUUGCAGUCUCAUUGAACAAGGGGUAAUAGCGAUAUUCGGCCCUGGGAAUCCGUUCACAAGCAAUAUUGUUUCCAGUAUCACCUCGAGAUAUGAUAUUCCUCACAUUGAAUACGUAUUCAAACGAGUCGAGGACUCCUCCAUUUACAAUACAACAAUCAACAUAUAUCCAGACGCGGAAAUCAUCGGCGAGGCCCUCGCAGAUAUUUUUGACAGUACGCGUUGGACCCAGUUUACGGUGCUGUAUGAAACAAACGAUGGACUAUCACGAUUACAAAAAUUAUUGGAGAAACAUGGGCCAAAGGACUUUCCCGUAACGAUACGCCAAUUGAAUCCAAUUUAUGAUAAACUGACAAAUGAAUCCGAUUAUCGACCGUUAUUAAAGGAAAUAGCUAAUUCAUCGGAUUUUAAUAUUCUUCUUGAUGUUAGUCCCACUAAUAUAAAGAGAGUAAUCGAUCACGCCCGUCAAGUGAAUCUUCUUGAAGAAUACUAUCACUACCUGAUAACUGAUUUGCAUUCCCCCACUGGCAUGAUGGCGGAAAUUCUCAAUAAAUCGGAUUCGAAUGUGACAGUUCUUCAAUUAUUAACAGAUGAAAUUACUGAUUAUGAUUUGACAACGGUGCAAAGCGCGAUAAUUUUUGACGGAGUUUUCAUUUUUAAUGAAGCUCUGAAGCUGUUCAGAAAGCAAAUGAAGAUCGAUGAAGACGAAGCAUUGAAUAUUGAACCGGAAUCCUAUACCUGUAACAAUACUGGAAAAUAUGCUGCUGGUCUGAAUAUAGUGUCUCUCAUGCGGAGGAUCACGACAGAUGAUGAAAGUCUGAGUGGGCCAGUGAUGUUUCGUGAGCGCGGGGGUAGAUCCUUCAAACUGCGAUUAAAAGAAUUUUAUAGUGAAAGCAUAGCUACAACUGGUUACUGGGACGAUGGAGAAAUGACGAUUAUUGGGACUCAGGAAGAUCGUGAGGCACAGGCCCAGCAAAGUAUUGAAAAGCGAAAGUUCACAGUUACCACGAGAUUGGGCGAACCUUAUAUAAUGGAAGUAACAGACGGAUCUCUGAGGGGAACGGCAUUUAAAGGGACGAAUAAACUUUACGAGGGCUAUGCCAUAGACCUCAUCGAAGAGCUGGCUCAAUUACUCAAAUUCACCUACACUUUUGAGCUCGUCCCGGGUAACAAACAUGGAACUGAAGAUGCGGAGACUAGACAGUGGGAUGGUCUUAUCGGUCGUCUUUUACGACGUGAAGCAGACCUGGCAAUAUGUGAUCUAACGAUAACAAAAGCACGAGAAAGUGCUGUUGACUUUACCAUGCCCUUCAUGGAUCUUGGAAUUAGUAUUUUAUUUACUAAAUCAGAAAUUAAGCAGCCGGGACUCUGGUCAUUCCUCUUGCCGUUCUCAGCAGAUGUUUAUAUUUACCUGGCUACAGCUUGGGUGUCUGUAUCGCUUGUGUUUUUCUUGCAGGCAAGAAUGGCACCUGAAGAGUGGGUUGCUGAUCAACCAUCGAAUUCUGAACCCGAAGAACUUGAGAAUAGUUUUGAUUUAGCGAAUUCUCUGUGGCUGACCACACCAUCACUGGUACAGGCGGGUUCAGAUAUACUUCCGAGGGCCGAUUCGACUCGUUUGGCAGCAUCUAUGUGGUGGUUCUUCAUCCUAAUAAUGGUGUCUUCUUGGACGGCUAACCUAGCUGCCUGCCUCACAGCGACGAAAAAGGAUGUGUCUAUCAGUAGUGUCAAUGACCUGGCUGGUCAAACAAAAAUCAAGUAUGGGGCGAUAAGGGAUGGUUCAACAGCUGGAUUUUUCAAGGGUGCGAAUACAACAACUUAUAAAAAAAUGUGGUCAGCAAUGAAUGAGGCAAAACCAAGUGUCUUCACUUCCACAAAUGAAGAAGGUGUUGAAAGAGUCGAUAAGGGAAAAAAAACUUAUGCUUUCCUGAUGGAAUCCACUGGUAUUGAAUACGCGAUAGAACGGAAUUGCAAUUUGAUGAAAGUCGGUGAUCUGCUUGAUAGCAAAGGAUAUGGAAUUGCUUUGCCACCCAAUUCCCCGUACCGCACUCGUUUCAGCGAAGGUAUUCUCCGGCUUCAGGAAAGGGGUGUCUUACGUUUAUUGAAAGAUAAGUGGUGGUUGCAGGGUAGUAAAAACUGUACUGCCAAUCAACCCCUACCGACGUCUGGUGAGCUGACUAUGGCUCACGUUGGGGGUGUUUACUACGUGUUCGGUGGUGGUCUUCUCCUGGCUUUUAUUUUCGCAAUCGUCGAAUGCAUAUGGAAUGUGCGGAAAAUUGCGGUUGAGGAAAAAAUCACACCACUUGAAGCCUUCAUAGCCGAAUUUAAAUUCGUUGUUAAUGUCACUGUUCAUACUAAGCCCGUUAGGGUUUCAAGAUCAGCUCAUGGCAGUUGCAGUUCGACUGAAGAAUUGGCAAAUGAUGCUGUUGGGAAUCGCUCGACGGGAGGAUCAUUUCUUGAACUGAAUAUUUUAAAUAGCAUCGAUAAUAAGAAAUAAAAUUGUAACAAUAUACCUGAUUAUAGGAAAUGAAACCACAUACUAAGAGGAAUAUUAAAGAAAAAUAAUUUAUUGCUAGUGCUGAAAGAAAUCAUAAUCCACAGGCUGUGAAAGAUUUUAGGACCUUUAACUUAAAAUUUCGGGUAUUUCUGGAACUCCUUAUGGUGCUACAAUUUAAAUUCUUCUCAAAAAAUUCGAAUCCCGAAAAAACUAUCCCCAAAAUAAAUUUUAAUUUUUCAUUUUUUAAUUGAUUUCAGACAUAUUUUGAUUUUAAAUGAAAAUUUCCGAAAAAAGGAUUUAUUUUUAUUAAAUUAUUCACCACAUUCACAGUUUUUUUUUAAUAUAAAUUAAUAAUUUUCGUCUUAUUUGGGGGGGCUUGCCCCCCCCCCCCCCCACACACACGGUCUCAGACCCCGCUAGGAACGCGGCGUCCCCUGGACCCCCGCUGUUGGUCUGUCGCAGAACCCCUUUGCGUUAGUACAUUAAAAAAAGGGGGAGGGAGGUUUAGCAGGCCCGAUGAGAGAAGGGCAACGGGGAUGAUAUCCGUCCCCAGGGGAUAUUUUUUCACCCACCCAAAAAUUCUCUUACGUAAAUAGUUGUCCCAUUAUUUACAACUGCACGAUACCACUUACAAAGGAUUGAUAGGUGGCUUUUAAUGUCAAAUUAUCACUCGUUUAUUCUUCCUUGUAUGAAUUAUUUUUGUGAUGAAAAUAAAACUGAAGAAGUACUUUAAUGAAAGACCA